CUGCUCCACUCGGUAUCCCGAGUUAUCGCGUGCUGCGGAGCUUAAUGUUAUUUUACCGUUAUUUUUUUGGAAGUUUUUCUGACAUAGACUUCCACCUGCGAGCUGUCUGCACCAACAACAUCAUCACAAGUCUUUAAAAUGAUAUUCCGGUGAAGUUUUGUUAAAUGAGCUGCUCACAAGUUAGCUAACAGUUAGCUAGCUUAGCAGGUGUUCUGCAGCAUGGCUGUGUGAUUUCAACAGGUGUGAAGUUAGCUACAGCGAGCCAAAGUCUGUCUCUCCUGCGGUCUCAUCGGAAACUAACCCGAAGGGAGUUGUAGGUUAAUAUUCUCUGUUGUUUCGGCUAGUUUGGUUGUAGUUAACUGAAGUGUCUGCUCAACUAGCCAACUGUUAGCAACAGUAGCUAAAGUUAGUUAAGUGUGUUUGUCAUGCUCCUCUGUCGCGUCUUAUUGAGUCCCAUCAGAGCUACGUGUUCAAGAAGUGUUUGUUUUCAAAGAGGUUUUGCUGUUACUGAACUAUUAGUUCGCAAAUCUACGAGUAACUGUCUUAAGGUCAGCGCACUGAAGCUGUCUGCACACCAGCUCCCACUGAAGGCACAGUCUUGCCUGCAUCAGCUAUCACUGUGUAAUAUGCAGCCAGACACAAUCUCCUACGGCAUAGAGACCACUGCCAUUGCCUCAGAUAAUGAUGAUGAUGAGGAGGAGGGUGGCGGUGAAGGUGUGGUUGGACAGAGGAGUCAAAAAUAUGAGGAGGAGUUGAAGAAGGUGAUUCCAGGUCAGGAGGAUGCAGUCACCAUGGAGGUCCUGCAAGACACUGAAGCCUCCACAGUGUCAGCUCCAGCAGGAUCGAGUGAAAAGAAGACGAGGAGAAAGAUGAGGAGGGAGAGGAGGAAAUUGAUGAAGAAAGAGCUCAAGUCAGCCGAUCCUUCAGACAAUUUAAUGUCAGAGCUUCCGUUUUCUCUGACCAGCCCCUCCUCAUGGGACGACCUGGGAUUCUGCAGCUCAGAGUCAGCCCAGAAGAAGAGGAAGAGGAAAAGAGGAGACAGUGGAGGGAAGGUGGACAGUGAAGAGGAUGCAGAGAAGAAGAAGAAGAAAAAGAAAGAGAGCAAGCGACCCAACUAUUUUGUCUCCAUCCCCAUCACCAACACACAGAUCAGUUCAGCCGUGACCGAGGUCCAAGAGGUGAUUCUUCAGCAGGAGCCCCGACUAGCCAAAGCCAUGAUCUCGGUCCCAACUCUGCACAUCACGCUGUUAGUCACUCAUCUCGCCAGUCAGGAGCAAGUAGACCUGGCGGCGGCCGUGCUGGCUCAGGUCGAGCCGUCACUGGCUGAACUGCUUGGUGGGCGGGAUCUGGUGCUGCCCUUCUCAGGGAUCGGUCAUUUCAGGAAGGAGGUGGUGUUUGUUGGGCUGGCCCCCGGACAACACAGACACACGCUGGACAGUCUGGCAGAGUUGUUGCGGAGUCGUUUUGAGGAGCAGGGUCUUCUGCAAGAAGGCAACCGUGGCUUUGAGCCCCACCUCACCAUUAUGAAGCUGUCCAGAGCAUCAAAACUACGAUCUCAGGGUAUAAAACGUGUGGACCCAGACCUCUACUCCAACUACACAAACAAGUUUUUCGGAGACCAGGCAGUUGAGCGGGUGGAUCUUUGUUCCAUGUUGAAAAAGAAGCAGCAAGACGGAUAUUACCACACUGAGACUUCACUACACCUCGGUGGACGUCGCCGGUCUGAGCCCGACGAGGCGGAGCUGCUGAGGGUCAGCAGGCGAUUGGUGGAGGAUGCCGUCAAUCGCGCCUUGCAACAGUACAAACAAGAAACACUUCAAAACGGGGGCGGGCCUAACGCCACGGCACUGCAGCCCCCCGGAAACACUGAGGAAACUGCAACAAAGACAGACACUACAGCUAACUCCACCACAGACAACAGGAAGUGACAUCAUCGGACUGAGGUACAGAGACUGAGAAAACCAGCAGCCCAGAAGACAUCAGCCAGGCCUGGCUAACCAGGAGAAGAGUCAGUAAGCCCUGGGCACCAAGCCUGAACCAGCCAACCAGUCAGCCCAGUUCGCUGACGAGCUAACCCAGCUAGCCAACCACAGCGGCUAGCCAGUCAUGCUAGCUCCCUGCCCAACUGACCUAGCUUGACACAGUGCUAUUUAAAUAGAUAAUGUAGCUUGAGUUUAGUGCCACGUGACCGUCCCAGCAGGCCAGCUAGCCUGUCAGUCAACUCACUACAUCUAACAGCAAGGAUAUUGUCCCUCGAUCCGCACUCGGCUGUGGAUCUGCACGUCAUACCCAGAGAACAUGUGAAGCACUCCUCUAGAGACACGCAUGCACAUGUAGGGUUCACUUUGACCUGCCUCUCACUAACUGCCCUUUAGAAUAAGAUAAAACAUGUUUUGUAGAGUUUGGUUUACCAUCACCUGCACUUAAAAUGGGACUCAGUAUCCUCAGUUUCCCUGUGAUGAAAAACUUUCUCCUUCACUUCAUUUGAGGUGAAGAAAAUAUUUUACUUUUAUGUUAGCUCACGUUUCUCUUAAAAAAAAAAAAUCAGUGCUGUCUUCAUCGACGAAAGAUUACUCAUCUGCUCAUCUUCGUGGCUGAAGAGGAUGUUUGAGAAGAGCUGGUUUGACUGUGUUGUGACUGGAUUUGUGAGAUGUCGGACUUCAGUGCAAGUUUUUUGUUGUCGGCCUGUUUUGCAGUGAGUCUGGGUUCAUAGCACUUUCAGUUCAAUUUCAGGAAACUUUAAACUUCCAGCAUUUAAUUACACGUUUUACAUAAGAUGCUUGUCUGCAUACCACACUGCAUUUUUUUGUCUUUAUUCUAAGUUGUUUGUAGAAAGUGAUCUGGCCCCAGCUAUGCUCUAAGUAUUAUAUAUUAGUGUUGUGUUAACUACGUGUGUCCUGCCAGGGCAGCACUGAGACAAUCAUCGAUUUAAGAUCAGUUAUAAGCUCUGAAUUCACACGUUCAAACAAGUGAUACCAGCUUUUAGAAGCCCAAUCUGGACUCCUCUGCUGGGUCCUCAAACACUGUGGGAAGCAUUCAGACUGGUAUCCCUCUAUCACAUUAAUUUAUCUCCGCUAAUACAGUAACUUUAUACUUAAAGGAUGAAUUGGAGAUACUUAAUUGCUCAUGCUAAGGAUAAUAUAACACUCCAACGACGCACUACAUGCUGCCAAGAAUGCAUUUUUACUUUAUUAAUGCCAAAACCUCCAUUAAUGACUUGGGUGCUUGUCUCAAUUAAACUAUUGUUAAACUACUAUUUUUAUGUGGCAGGCUCUUAUUAUUAUUACACACAGGCAUUAAGUCCAUAACUCAGCUUCCUGCCUGAUCAUAUAUAACUGUAGUUAUUUUUUGUUCACAUGCUAUAUUGUUUUUUUUUUUCUGUGAUGAAUUUGAAGCACUGCUCAGAUGAUGAUUUAUUUGUGUUGAAGCCAUUCAUAAAGUGUUUGGUUCAAGGGUAACUUCAGUAUUUUUCAACCUGGACCCUUUUCUUCUCAUUUUUUAGUGUCUAAUCGACUAAUGGGAGCAACUUGUGCUGACGUAGAGUGCUGCAGCUGGAAGUGGUGAAACAGGCUGCAAUGUAAUUAUUCUACUACUAGUUUACAUCCAGACUCAAUUAUUGUUAUAAGUGUCUGACAACAUUAUGGAAAGGAUCCCUACAGAGAUAGACCUUUUUGUUAAAGAGUAAGAUCUUGUUUGUUUAGCUAGAAGCAGCCCCAACAUCACUUUCACCAAACCACCAGACUCCAUUUAAAUAAAGAGUAAUUUUAGCGUGUAUAGAGCCAACAUGUUUUCGCAACUAACUGGGUGAAUUCAGACUUUAUUUCAAACAAACCAGAGUUGGGAAGUGUUGGAACAGUGGAAAGAUGAACCAAGAUGGGUUUUGUGAGCUGUAUUUUGUUUCUGUUGACUUAAAAUGAAGUAUGUUUUACAAUGGUAACAUUGCUGUUUAUUUAAAUGGAGUCUGGUGGGUUUGGCAGGAGUGAUUUUGUGGCUGUUUCUGGUUAAAGAAAAAGAAAAUUAGGCUAUAUCCACAAUGAUUUGAAUUUUAAGAUGCCUAGUGUUCAGACGACUGCGGCGUUGAAUCGCAGAGCUUGAAAAUGUGACUGACCCUGUUGGAAUUUGAAAAAUUGCGUUUUAGUCUGGACAGGCGGAAACAAUGACGCAGACACCUACGUUCGCUUCCCAACUGGGUCUUAUCAGUCACAAUGUGUCAAUCCAAAACAUUAUCUUUAAGUCUACAUACCUUUUGUGUUUUCAUCCAUCUUAUGUAGGUACACCUUUCCAAUUGCCAUAACUUAAGCUCCGGGUACGGCUUUGAUAUGAAACAGUAUUUGCUUUUGUAAGAACUUUCAGUAGUAGUUCCACCUUGUCGUCAGUGCAAGCAAAGAAAUCCUUGGUCGUACUUUUUUUUACCAUCGCCAUAGUAUUUUCUAUGCCUUUUUUUAGGUGUUAGUAUGGAUGGCAAUUAUAUCUGAAACAAUGCUAAUUCGAUCGUGUGUACAGGGAUUGUUUUUAUUUAAAAACACUUUUAAAAUGAAAAUAUAUUAGUGUGGAUGGAGCCUUAUGGUUUAACAAAAUGAUCUAUCUCUGUAGGGAUCACUUCCAUAAUGUUGUCACACACACACUUUGGAUAAUAAUAUGAGCCUGUCAGCACCAGGUUGAAAAAUACCAAAGUUCCCCUUUAAAGUCUGUAACACAGACUGAAGCCUGGCUGUUUGAGGCUCACUGUUCAUUGGGAGUAUUUAUGCUGAUCUGAGGAGCUUUUAUUCUGUAGUACUGUACAUGAAGGAGCAGUCACAGCCUGGCAAGUUCUUCAGAAGGUGAUGCUGAUGUCGGGGAGAUUAACGCAGACAAUCGCUGCUGUCAGCUGAAAACCCUCCGGCUCUUGAUUUCAGUGUCUUCCAUCCAUUUUUUUGUGUGUGUGUGUUAAACUUGAAAAUAGAAUUGGCCUUUUUCAUGUUCUGCAUUUGACCUCACAGCUCAUAAAAUCCAUACAGAAUCACACAAGCGCGUGUGUGAAAUUACGGGGGAUUGUCUGAUUUUUCUUUUCUUUAUUUAAGCUUGACUUCCUGGAGAUGAGGUUUUCGACUGACAGCAAGAUGAUGAUGCUGAUACAGCUUUUACUCUCUGACAUUAUUUUAUCCGUUCUAACUAUUAUUUAUAAUGCUUUGCUGUUCCUGUCAGAAAAAUGAACUUCAUGUGAAAAGAUAUUUAAUUUGAAAUGAGAAAAAAAGCACAAAAUGAUGAAUUUGUUUUUUUUUUUUUUUAAUUGUCUUUGAUUUCACUUGUUAAAAAGCAGGUAAAUAUAAACAUGCUGUUAAAUGAAAUCACCUCUGUUCAAAGUGGCCUUAAGUCACUGAAACAAGUAGGUUGUUCUGUAAGUGCUUAAGGUGACAAUGCAUAGGUUACAUUCUUAGCCAGUGUGGGGUGAUGAUGGCUCGUUCUGCUGUGAGAUCUGCCAAAGUCUCUUAAAUGUAAACCUGUGGCUUAAGAGUCGGAUUCUUGAGUUAAAUGUAAAAAGAAAAAUCGUCCACCAUGGAGCAGAAUUCAUGUCAUUACUGUUAUAAGAUAAAUCGAUUUCCGUCAACCGUUUUAUUUCCCUGUAGUGCGAACAGGUGUGAGCUGGAAAAUGUGCUCUCAUCCCUGUGAAAUCCACUUAAGUCCUGUCACUGCGGGCUCAUUCAAACGUCAAUAACAAGGUGAAUUCUGUCUUAAGGUGGACUUUGAACGCUUUCGUUUUGAUCUUUUAUUGUCACCGGAUCCUUAAUCUCCUUAAAAUCCCCUUUAAUACACAAUUUGUCCUGUUGGCCUGUACGGUUAGUCUGUUCAUCUGUCUCUCAGAGUGUGUGUGUGUGUGUGUGUGUUUCUGUCUGUGAAUGUAGGAUGUUUGAUCAGUGGUUCCCCUGAGAAAUUCUUGUCUCUAUCAAUCAUGACAACUCGGAGCUGUGUGUGCGUGUGCGAACGUCUGUACAAAUUUGUCUUCUCUGUUUGUCUUCCCAAUGUUUCCGUGUGUGCGUUUGAGCGUGUGGGUGUGUUGGUUGUACUGUAUUGUAUAUCUUGUUCUUGCCAUAUUUGAACAAUAAAACAGGAUAUGAAAUUCAAAACCAA
This is a messenger RNA of Epinephelus lanceolatus (giant grouper), 6108 nucleotides long. RefSeq names its product A kinase (PRKA) anchor protein 7 (gene akap7). Gene Ontology annotation, cellular component: cytosol. The record is from RefSeq and is a predicted model, not a curated record. Gene Ontology annotation, molecular function: protein kinase A regulatory subunit binding. Lineage: Eukaryota; Metazoa; Chordata; Actinopteri; Perciformes; Serranidae.